CAUCGGCAUCGUCGGCAGCAAAGGUCAAACAAUAACCCGACGUAGAACGGAAACAAGGGAUAUGUUUUUGAUAUUGCGGCUCUUCAACAGCUUCAUCUUCGUCGUGGCAAAUUUGUCGUUGGCUGUUUACACGCUACAAAGAUUCUUUCGAGCGAUGAAAUUUCACCGCCAUCUGGUCGACGAUGUACGAGAGUACAACGACUUGGUCGAGCAGUCGCGCUUCAGCUUGCAGUACAUCAGCGGGAAAGUGUCGGAAGCGAUAAAAGAGAUGCAGUCGGACGUCGAGCGAGAAGUAUACCUAACUCACAACUUGACGAAACUCGAACCGAAGAUCGCCUCCGCCUCGAAGAGGUUCGCCGAGCUGGAGGAAGGAAUAAUCGAGCUGGCCCGACUUGAGCACAACAAGGAAAACGCAACGGUGGCGACUCCCGAGGACGUGAACGAGGAGGUGUUGCAGAUCCUGCGCAACAUGAGGAAGCAGCCCCAUCCCCAGCAGAUGAUUUUGCCAAAGUCAGCGCGCAGCCAUGAGGUCGCGCUGGCCAAAGAACCGGCUGCUCUUGGACUAGUCGGUCCGCAGGAACGCCCCAAGCCGAUCUCGAGCAAACCGCGCUCGCACCGACCCUCCAGCCCCGCGGUCAAAGUCAGGAGCGAGAUACACCGCUCCCAGGGAAAGCCCCGCUCGCCCGAAACCGGAAUCGUGCCGGUGGUCUCGCUCCUGGGCGAGCAGAAUUUUGCGCCCGCGUCCAAACCCAUCGGCUUCCGGCCACCCUGGAUGUGCCAAGUUUGAAUCCAUGGUAUACUCUUUAACCCGUCAGCCACGCGGAUACUAUGUAGGGAGACGUUGUAAAUUUUCUAGGUUACUUCAAACCAGAGUCGCGAACCGUUUGUGUGGAAAAAUAUGUUUGUGAGCCAUCUCUGUGUUUCUCGUUGAUUUCGACUAUAAAUUAUUAUCUCUCCCCUUGCGUGCGGCUACUUUUUCCCAUUUCAAAGAAAACUUUACAGUGAA
Molecule: messenger RNA, 1006 nt
Organism: Copidosoma floridanum
Lineage: Eukaryota; Metazoa; Arthropoda; Insecta; Hymenoptera; Encyrtidae
Source: RefSeq, a predicted model, not a curated record